UGAGGAUCUCUGCUGCAAGACAGGGACGUCGCCUUUUGGAGCCUCACUUCGGCGACGCCUUGCGUCUUGUGCUUUCCCAAGAGUUCUUCUUACUUUUGGUUUUGGGGAUGCGAUCCUGUUCAACAGAUGUAUAGCGACAUGGAUACCCGUCAGCGUCACUGAUUCCGACCACUCAGAAGUUGAACUACGUCUACGUUAGCGCAGCGAUAGGGCGUAAAGGCUAAAAAUACCGAUCCAUUGGCUUAUUUCCUGAAAUUUUUGACGGGAUAUACCAUUUCGCAGUUGUUCCAACGUUCGGAAGCGAGGGUAGAAGUAGCGGAGAAAUAACUUUAAACGCGAAGGAGCAGGUCUGGCUUUCUUGCUAAAAUGGAAUACAAAGAAUCGUCCGUGUCGUUGCCUCCUCGGGAUCGGGAUUCUCAUCGUUUAACAAAGUCAACAAAGUAGAUUUCGACAUCAUCUUCAAGUUUUUCUCACCUUGGCAGUGCCCUCCUUGUCCUUCAGGUUUAGCCUAUCGGCCCAACACUGCUAAUGCAUGAGUUCAUUCGCUAGCGCUCGGGAUAACAAACGUCGCAGUCUUUUUCUAGGUGAUCGAGAUCGUGGAACAAGAUUCAAAUCCUCGACAUCGACGACGAGCAAAUUUGUCAGCAUCAGCACACCAAAGUAAGUAUACUCGAAGAAGAAACGAGUCUCGCGCAAAUAGUCGUCCACAUUACCAUGGUUGUCCAAACCUGUAACAAUUGCGGUGGCCGGGGGCACAUCGCCAAGGACUGCCCAUCCGAAAAAACGUGCGACUGCUGCGGGCAGCCGGGCCACCUGCGCGCCGACUGCGACAAACGGGACAAAAUUUGUGACUUGUGCGGGAAGCGGGGGCAUCUGAAAAUCAAGUGCCGACAGCCGCAGGCAAACAGCUACAACAAGAACCGGGGAAGGGCAGAUAGGAGUCGGUCAAGGGAAAGACGAUACAAUCGCGGUGUCAAACCUAAAUCCCAUGAGUGGUUUGAUUGCUUUUUAUAAAAAGACUCGUAGAAAAUUCCAGAGGCGUCGGUGACGCGGCGUCCGUCACAGUGACCGCUCGCCGUCGCCUCACACUCGCCCUAAGAAAAUGCGAAUACUUAAAAAAUCUCCGAGCAACUCAACUUCUGAUGAUACUCGUGGCGCAGCAGGGAAGUCCAAUUCCAAGAAAAAGAUCUUUUCAAAAACAGGCGACGACGAUGAGUGUUAUCCAGUACGCGGGUCUUCUUCGCAGGCGUGCAGGAACUGCGGGAAAUUCGGCCAUGACGGUGCGCAGUGCCGGGACCGCAAGGAGUGCUACCGUUGCGGGGACUGGAACCAUGUGGCGCACGAGUGUCCCGCAAAGGAUAAGAGCUGCGACACCUGCGGAAAGCGAGGGCAUCUGAAAAUCAAAUGUGAUCAGCGAAGAUAAACAACGAUGAAAUCAUGUUGAGGACUUUUUGCAGACAAAAUCAAAGCUGAUACAACAACUACGUGAAGAACGUCGGAUACGUUGAGACAAAAAGGGGAAGCAUAUAACUUUUUCAAAUGAAAUCUCGCAACGACGGCCGCAUGAUAGUAAUCGAUCGCAAGAAAAAAUGCUGCCGGAUGAAUCGAUGUCAAAGACGUGGCGGCUCAUUCUUCGUCGACCUCUGAAAAGACGCGAUGUAUUCA
Amoebophrya sp. A120 is the source of this 1665-nucleotide messenger RNA. NCBI's taxonomy places the organism in Eukaryota, Dinophyceae, Syndiniales, Amoebophryaceae. The record is from the annotation of a GenBank genome assembly.